Penaeus chinensis is the source of this 672-nucleotide messenger RNA. Its product is annotated as smoothelin-like protein 1. The transcript has 4 exons. Lineage: Eukaryota; Metazoa; Arthropoda; Malacostraca; Decapoda; Penaeidae. Bases 1 to 672 code for a protein of 223 amino acids. The record is from RefSeq and is a predicted model, not a curated record.
AUGGGGAAGCAUAAAUCAUGGGACAUUAAAACUAGCUGGAAGCGCCAAGUGCACGAGUUUCCAAACGGGAGGGAAAGCAGGGAGAGAGCAAGCAGGGAGGCAAGCGAGCAAGCAGUAGAAGCAAAAGCAAGCAGCAAGCGGGAGAGCGGUGAGGAGGAACAAGCAGGCGCCCAAACAAGAGGCAAGCAGGAGUCAGAGCAGCAGGCAAGCAGUCAAGAACAGGCUGGCAAGCAAGGGCAGGCAGGCGAUCAAGAGCUGACAGGGAACAAGCAAGAGCCGGCAGGCAAGCAAGAGCAGGCAGCCAAGCAAGAGCAGACAGGCAAGAAAGAGCAAGCAGCAGCAAGAGAGCAGCAAGCAAGAGCAGACAGGCAAGCAAGAGCAGGAGGCAAGCAAGAGCAGGCAGGCAAGCAAGAGCAGGCAGGCAAGCAAGAGCAGACAAAGGCAAGCAAAAAGCAGGCAGACAAGAGAAGGCAGCAAGCAAGAGCAACAGCAAGCAAGAGCAGGAAGCAACAAGAGCAGAAAAACAAGAGCAACAGGGAAGCAAGAGAAUGCGCAAGCAAGCAGCAGGGAAACAAAGCAGGCAGCAAGAAGAGCCAGGCAGGGAAGCAAAACAGGCAGCAAGCAAGGCAGAAGGUCCUCCAAGACGCUCCCAGGCGCCACUUGGAAGGCUAA